Aspergillus campestris IBT 28561 is the source of this 828-nucleotide messenger RNA. Its product is annotated as Gfo/Idh/MocA family protein. The record is from RefSeq and is a predicted model, not a curated record. Gene Ontology annotation, molecular function: nucleotide binding. The transcript has a single exon. NCBI's taxonomy places the organism in Eukaryota, Fungi, Ascomycota, Eurotiomycetes, Eurotiales, Aspergillaceae. Bases 1 to 828 code for a protein of 275 amino acids.
AUGACCCUCAAAUUCAUCAUCGUAGGCGCAGGCCUCAUCGGCCCCCGACACGCCCAAUCCAUCCUCUCCAACCCCUCCACCGACCUCGUCGCCCUCAUCGACCCCCUCCCCAGCGCCGCAACCACCGCUCAAAAGCUAGGAACAAGCUACUACCCAACAAUAGAAGCCACCCUACAAGCAAUCCCCAAGCCCGACGCCGCCAUAGUCUGCACCCCCAACCACACCCACGUCGCCAUCACCAAGCAACUCCUCCUCGCCAACAUCCACGUCCUCGUCGAGAAACCCCUCAGCGACAACAUCGCCUCAGCCCGCGAGCUCCUCUCUCUCCUAAAGCAACCCCAACACGCCCACCUCAAACUCCUCGUCGGCCACCACAGACGCUUCAACCCCUACGUGCUCAAAACAAAGGAACUCCUCACCUCAAGUGCCACCUCCCUCGGCCACAUAAUCGCCAUAAACGGCCUCUGGACCCUCCUCAAACCAGAUUCCUACUUCUCCGCCCCAACCGCCUGGCGCGCCUCCUCCACAACAGGCGGCGGCGUCAUCCCCAUAAACCUCAUCCACGACAUCGACAUCCUCCACUACCUCCUCGGCCCCAUCACCCGCGUGCACGCCGAGCAAACCCCCCGCAACGCACCAACCCCACCGAAGAAGGCGCCGCCCUCACGCUGCGCUUCGCGUCCGGCGCAGUGGGCACAUUCCUCGUCUGCGACGCGACGCCCUCCCCGCAUAACUUCGAGGCUGGGACCGGCGAGAACCCGCUUAUUCCGCGGGUGGAGGGCGGUGGGGCGGAUUUUUACCGCAUCUUUGGAUCCCGGGCGUCGUUGA